Molecule: messenger RNA, 4679 nt
Organism: Xenopus laevis (African clawed frog)
Lineage: Eukaryota; Metazoa; Chordata; Amphibia; Anura; Pipidae
Gene: b4galnt4.S
Product: beta-1,4-N-acetyl-galactosaminyl transferase 4 S homeolog
Exons: 22
Coding region: 1076-4429 (1117 amino acids)
Cellular component (GO): Golgi cisterna membrane; Golgi membrane
Molecular function (GO): N-acetyl-beta-glucosaminyl-derivative 4-beta-N-acetylgalactosaminyltransferase activity; acetylgalactosaminyltransferase activity
Source: RefSeq, a predicted model, not a curated record
AGGAAGGAGCUGGAUGUGAGAUGUCCUUCAUGAUUUAUCUAACUUGUCAUGUCUCAGGGGCUUGGGCUGUCAGGGGAUGCUGGGAACUGUAGUUGAAUUAAAGCAGGAGAAGAGCAGGUUGAUAGAAUUUAUUUCUGGUGUUCGGGUGCAGGCUCUGAGUUACCCUACGGCGAGUGUUUAUUACAUUAGGUGCUGUGGUUAUGGCUGCACAGUUGGCCUCAGGGACAUAAAGGAGUAGUUUGCAUGUCUCCGCCCAUAUUCCUUAAAGGAGGGCUCCAGAGGGAAUGCUAUGUAUGUAGCAUGAGGCAUGUCAAUACCGUCUGUUUUCAGAAAGCUUUCACAGCUACAUUUCAUUUAGAAGAGUGAUGUUGCCUUGGAAAGUGGCUGCUACAGUGUAGUCCUUUUUCAUGGGGCCAGCUGAUUGGCUGCCUUCCUGGAAGGGACACACUGAUUGGUUUAAGCCAGUCAUUGUUUAGAACGGUCCUGGAUGAAGCUUGGUUGCACCACAGCGUUGAUGCUCAGAAGGAGACAGAGAGAGAGAAAGAGAGGGCAGAGAGAGACAUCUGUGGGAAAGAGAGCAUUGGGAGCAGGGUGGAAGGAGAGGAUAUGUGGCACCCUUGGUGAGUGCUGAAGAAAAAGACUGCUGGCAGGCAUAUAGAGGCAGAGAUACAGCAUGGGGACAAAGAAGAGACAACUGUGAUCAGGAGAGACAGUCAAUCAAAGAGAAGAAUCAGCAAGAAAAACAAGGCACCUGUUGAAAAGCACAGACCCUCCGUAGUUAAACGUUUUGUGUUUUCUUUGCGAAGGACAUAAUGUGACACGGAAAACCCGAUGAGGAGGAGAGUCUUGGAAGAGGAGAUCCAGGGAUAGACAAGAGACAGCACUCAAGAGACAGCCAGUGAGAGGGGAGAUAGCCAGGGAGGAGAAAUCAACUGAUGCACGAUGGAUCAUCGCCUUUUCUGAAGAGGAGCGCAAGUGGAUUUUCGAUUGUCUCACUGCUUGGAUGUGGACGGGCAGGGUGUGAGGGAGCCAUUCCACUGGCCCCUCUGUGGUGCCCUGUGAUGGUGCCAGCAGGAUGCCGUGGUUGCCAGUGAAGAAGAUCCGCAGGCAGUUUAAGCUGUUGCUGCUGCUGGUGUUACUUACCUCAGCCGUCUGGGUCACAUACCUGCACAUCAGCCUUGCGAGGCAGGGAAAAUCACUGCGACUGCCCUUCAUCUACAGCAGAGAUGGCGAGAGAGUGGAGAGCACAGACCAUGCCCGUAAAACAGGACAGGCCCAGGCUUCCCUUGCUCAUUCUCAGGCUGGAGACUCUAGUGAGGAAGCUCCAACGUACGAUGCUCUGGCUUGGAAGAGAGGGCGCCAAUGGAACCCCAGCGAGAGACAACUUAACCUUACAGACAUCCCUCUGCCCUGGGAUGAGAAGAAUAAAGGCAAAGUGAACCUCCAUGUGUUUGAGGACUGGUGUGGGGGAUCCGUGAUGCACUUAAAGACUAACCUGCAUUUCCCCUUGUACCCUCAUACUCGAACCACCGUCACCAAGCUUGCGGUGUCACCCAAAUGGAAGAACUACGGGCUGAGGCUGUUUGGUUAUAUACACCCUUACAAAGAUGGUGACUUCCAGUUUGCAGUGGCAUCAGAGGAUAAUUCUGAGUUCUGGCUCAGCAGUGAGGAGAGCCCAUCCAGUGCCCAGCUUAUAGCUUAUGUAGGAAGGAGUGGCUCAGAGUGGACGGCUCCAGGGGAAUUCACAAAGUUCAGUUCUCAAGUGUCCAAGCCAAUCCGGUUAAUGAGCUCUCGGCGUUAUUAUUUUGAGCUUCUUCACAAGCAGGACGAUCAUGGUUCUGAUCAUGUGGAAGUAGCGUGGCGUUUGUCCCUUCCAGGCAUGAAGUUUGAGAUUGUGGAUUCAGCCUACUUAUCCCUGUACACAGAUGAGACGGCUCACAGAAUGAACGAGGUGGCUCACAUCCCACGCACUCUUUCCAGCCGCACCAGCCACCGCUGGGGAAUGGACAAAGAGCAGCCUGCUGCCGACAUGCUGAUGGAGGACCCCCGGGAUGAUUUUUUUAUGACACCGCUGAUUGAACAAUCGAGAGUGGAGAACGUUCUGGUCCCCUGCGCAUAUAACCCUACAUACGUAGUAAAGGAUUUCCCAAUAGCACGAUACCAGGGCCUGCAGUUUGUGUACCUCACCUUUGUAUACCCGAAUGAUUUCACCCGCCUCACUCACAUGGAAACAGAAAACAAAUGCUUCUAUCGAGAGUCCCCCAUAUACUUAGAAAAGUUUGGCUUUUACAAGUACAUGAAGAUGGACGAUGAAGAGUCUCCUCAAGUACCAUUCCUGUUCUUCAAUCGCCAGCAUUUCAUGGAGGAAGAUGACGAUGAGGAGGAAGCACUGUUUGCUGGGAGUAAAAUAAAUCAUAAGAUAAAAGAAGAAUUCCCUGGAGACCCCAUGCCACCUAAUACUGACCAUACGGAGGACACUCAUAUCCCCAUUAGUGAACCUCCUGGACUUGCCUAUAGAAUAAAUGCCAGCACAGCAGUUCAAAUACAUGGUAGGAGCUUGAAGUGGGCAUCAAGGGAAAAUCCUAAAAUUGUCCACAAAAAGAGGACUUUAAUACCCACAGUGGAGGGACAAAUUAAAAGACCUCAGCAAAGUCCCACAGAUGGGACGUUAGACUUGAGACGGAUAAAAGAGCCAGAAGUUUUAACCAGAGAAAGCAUGAUAACUGGUAAGUCAAAGAAUGGACGAAUGUCUGAUGUAAGAAAAAGAGGCAAAAAGUCAGAGUUUAGAAACAGAACUCGAAAGUUAGAUUCCCUAAUGGUUGGUCCAAAAGCAGAGUUCUCGGAAAAGCCAGAACUGUCAGAAGUCAGGCCCACUGAAGAAGGACGCUUAGAAUCUGUUACCAGUGAGGCAAUGCCUAAACAAAACUUGAAGGACACUUUACGAGUAAAAAAUAAGCACAAGCCAGAGAAGGUGUAUGUGACACGCCUGCUAUCUAAAGUAAGAAAGUCCCAAAACCGACUCUUACCUGGUAUGCUGCUGCAUCAACCUAAACCCCGCCGCUCUCCUAGUCCUAAUGCCCACCCGCAUGCCCCCCAUACUUCCAAAACUUCCCAUGGGGGCAGAAGGUCUAAGGCUUGGAGUCUACCUGAUACUUCAGAACUAGGGCUUUUCAACUGGGAGGGACAGACUGAAAGGCCUGGAGUUCCAGUUCCAACCUCUUCUAGUCUACCUAAUGGCCCUCCGUCUCUUGGUAUGUCUUCGGAAGCUCCUGCAGAAGUUCAGGAGCAGGAUUACAGCUAUGAGGAAGAGGAGCCUCGGCAACGCUGGCCAGAGGAUGCGAUCAACUGGCAACGCACGUUCAGCGUGGGCACUGUCGACUUUGAGAUGCUGCGGUCAGACUGGAAUGACCUUCGCUGCAACGUGAGCGGGAACUUACAGCUGUCAGAGGCAGAAACUGUUGACUUGGUGGCACAGUAUAUGGAGAAACUCAAUGAGAAGAAUGGUGGUAUAUACACUUUACUGCGUAUAAUCAAUGUGGAGAAGAGGAGGGACUCUGCCAGAGGAAACCGUUACUUUAUCGAGCUGGAGCUUCUGGAGCGCAGCAGCAGGAAAGUGAGAUUGGCGGAGUAUGUGUACCUGCUACUGCAUCGUGGAACUGGAGGAGACAGCGAUGAAAGCCCACCAGCAGAGACCCCAGAAAUCUCUCCCAGCCCUCAGCUUCCCUUAUACAGUAAACCAAUCCUGUGCCGGCCUGUGAGUCUCAACUGGGAUCCUCGGGCAACUGUGCAUUUCGUAGUGCCAGUAAAGAAUCAGGCCCGUUGGGUCCAGCAACUCAUCUCAGACCUGGAGUUCUUGUACACAAACACUCAGGAUGAUCAAUUCAAUCUCAUUCUGGUGGAUUAUGACAGCGAAGAUAUGGAUGUAGAGAGGGCUCUGCGCAUUGCUAAGCUACCAAGUUACAAGUAUCUGAAGAGAAGCGGAAACUUUGAGCGUUCAGCUGGGCUGCAGGCAGGUGUUGAUACGAUACAGGACAAUCACAGCAUCGUAUUCCUGUGCGACCUGCACAUACACUUCCCGCUCUCUGUGUUGGACAGUGUGAGGAAACAUUGUGUAGAGGGACGGCUGGCCUUUGCACCUAUAGUAAUGAGACUGAGUUGUGGAAGCUCUCCUCACAACCCCCGAGGGUACUGGGAGGUGAAUGGAUUUGGUCUUUUUGGAAUCUACAAAUCGGAUUUUGAUCGAAUCGGAGGUAUGAAUACAGAGGAAUUCAAAGAUCGCUGGGGAGGAGAGGACUGGGAGCUGCUUGACAGGGUUCUCCAAAACGGUCUGGAAGUGGAGCGUUUGCGUCUGCGGAACUUCUUCCACUACUACCACUCCAAGCGAGGCAUGUGGAACACACAAAGCCAGGAGAGCGCAGUUAAGGACUAACACUCACCUAGUGUUUUGCAGAGUUUGGACUCUUCUCUUGGUUUGUGUUUGUUGCGACGGGAAGGCGGAUUAUGUUGACGCAGCCACCGACAACGGAGCUCAGUUCACGGUACGGACUACUCUGGCGGGGCUCUGAGACGGCUGUCACGCUCCGAAGGAGAUGAAUCCUCCAUGUUGUGGUCGGUGGCUGAUAAUUCUUCUUGGGAAGUAACUUGCUGCUGAGCACUGGAUUAAAUCCAAUCAGAUUUCA